AGUUUGGGCCAAGAGAGAAAUUGGAUUCUUUAAAUUGAAAUGAAAGUUAGAGCUCGUAGCUGUUGUAGUUGAUAAGAAUAGUGUUGAUCGUAGCAGUAAUUGUUGUUAAUAAUAAUGAAGUCGAUAAGAGUUAUUUCAAAUAAUAAAUAAAAUAUCUGAAAUUCUAGUUAGCUAAGCUAUUUUUAUAACCUAAGUUUAGUCAUCGAGUUUAUAGGUUUGGUAAAUGAAGAGGUGACAAACGCUACUAUACAUUUGCUAAUUUAUUUUCAAUGCUACAAUUACAAUUAGGUACUUAAUGUAUCAAACUGUGAUUAAUUAUUGAAGUGAUAAUAAUAUGAACAGCGUUUGUAUUAGAUAUCGUAUUCAUUCUUCUCAACUGUGAUACCAAUCAGUUGAUUAAGUUGCUAGUAACCUAUUCCAAAGAUGGAGAGUUUGAGUGAGUGGUACAGGGACCUCAUGGAUAACAGAGGUGAUCCCCGUGUAAAGGACUGGGCCAUGAUGUCUUCCCCGCUACCAACGUUGGCCGCCUGUCUGUGCUACGCGUUUUGCGCCAAGAAACUUGGGCCAGCCCUGAUGUCCAGCCGCAAACCAUUCGAUUUGAGAAAUACCUUGGUCAUAUACAACUUUGUUCAGACCGUGUUCAGUGCUUGGAUAUUUUAUGAGUACAUGGCGAGCGGUUGGUGGGGCGAUUACAACUUCCGGUGUCAGCUCGUUGAUUAUUCGCGGAGCCCAAAGGCGAUGAGGAUGGCAAACACUUGCUGGUGGUACUACUUCAGCAAGUUCACGGAGUUCUUCGACACACUGUUCUUUGUGCUUCGCAAGAAGAACGAGCACGUGUCGACUCUACACGUCAUCCACCACGGCAUCAUGCCUAUGUCUGUAUGGUUCGGACUCAAAUUUGCACCAGGUGGCCACAGCACCUUCUUUGCGUUGCUGAACACGUUUGUGCACAUUGUGAUGUACUUCUACUACAUGGUGUCUGCCCUUGGACCUCGCUACCAGAAAUACAUCUGGUGGAAGAAGUACCUCACUGCCUUCCAAAUGGUGCAAUUCGUGCUGAUCUUCAGCCACCAGCUCCAAGUGCUCUUCCGGCCUUCGUGCCAGUACCCUCGCGUCUUCGUCUACUGGAUCGCGAUGCACGGCUUCCUCUUCCUCUUCCUUUUCACGGACUUCUACAAAGCGCGCUACAAUAAGGCCGAGAAGUCCAGACUCAACAUGGGACUCUGCAUGACGGUGCUAGAAGACAGUUCGAAGAACGGCUACAAGCAAGAGGACUCGUCGGUUCCGAACUCGUACGCGUCGUCGGCCGCGGACGCGUUCGUUCGCCGGCGGCCGGUCACGUAGUGCGCACCUCGGUUCCGAUCCGUGAGGACUUUCUUCGCCCGUCCGUCGCCAUUUCGACGCACCUCAUCGUUUUCAACUAAAAUUAUUUUCUUCUCGACUCAGCGAAACCGCAUCGACACGGUCGACAACGUUGAUUCGUUUAAAAUGCCUUAAGCUGCAGUGAACGAAGCGGUCGCGGUGCUCGGUCGAAGUGCGAGGCCGACGGGCGUUUACGCAAUGGCGUCUGCAAUUCUCUUAGGUUACUCUUUAGCUUUUUGUGUAAAUAUAAUUUUAUUGCAUUUUAACUUAUGUUACCAGAGAGUUCGAUCCAGUGUACCUAUUUACUCUUGAAUAAAAAUAUUUAUACAAUGUUCGGGUAUUUUAGUCGGUUCGUUAGGAGUCAACGGACGGACCGAAGCGGUCGUCGUUGUCAAUCUGAUAUUUACCUUAAGGUUCGGUUCGCUCGUUCUAACUUUGACUCGUGUCUGUGUAUCGCCGCGAGGGAGGUCGGGGUGAAACGGGACAUUGAGCCGAUCUGCACUUGUCCCGACGUCCCUUUCGGACUUCAGUCUUAGUUUUAAGCAAGCCGUGCACGCCCGUCGCCCGCCGGAAAUUAGUCGCUAACGGUUAAGGUGCUUGCGGAGAGACUUAGAGCGUAUAGGAAUUUAUUCUGCGACACGGAAACGGAUGUUAUCGUAUUUAUUUAUGCUUCACCUUAGUAAUGCUAUUGUGGGUUGAUUCUGAUAAACUGCACUUGAAUUGACACUAGAAAAACCGUAUUUUGAAAUACGUAUUAGCAUCCGGAGCCGUGGUGUAUCGAAGUCUUCAAAAUCCAUAGACAUAGAACUGUUGUUUAGAAGAUAGAACAAAUGUAGAAUAGAUGAAUUGCUGCUUAUGUACAAUUUAAUACUCGAAAUUGUGAACAACUAACGUUUUCAGUCGUAGUAUGACGAAAGAGCGCGAAUUUUUUUGGCAUUUGACAUUUUCUUAUCCGCCAUCUUGAAUAACGCUUAUGACAUUCUAUCUGAUACAGAUGUUAUUUCAAAUAAUUAUGUACGUGUCGUUCGCUCGAUCUGAAAGAUCUGAAUCAAUUCUGAGCUAUUUACAAAACGAUCUGGUUCGUUCGACCCGUUCAAUCCAACGAUUGAUUCAAUUUUAAACUAACUAAAGGUUAUUUCGAACUGAAAAGUUCCGGUUUGUAAAACAACUUCGGUUCAGACACAGAACACAUCGGGAUGACGGAGCACGGUGCGACAUAAGUCAUUAAUGCAUUUAGUUAUAGAAAACAAAUAUAAAUUAUUGAAAUAACUUAUUUAAAAAAUCAAUAGCUCCUAAACUUACAUUACACACUUUAAAAUAGAGAAACUUUUCUAAUUAAUCACUUUAUCGGUAAGAAUCAGCGUGUCAAAGGUCACUUAAAUAAAAAAAUUGAAAUGGGGCCUUUUUUAAAAACUAAAAGUAAAUAUUCAAAAUAUAUCGGCUAACUCAAGUAAUUCAACAAUAAUAUAACCGCGACUAAUAUUGAAGUUCGAACCUUAUUUGUAUUGGCAUGAAAUAGCUUAUUAAACUGAAGUAGAAGCAAUCUAAAAGAAUAAAUAAGAUUCUAGCUCCAAUGCACCUACUUUUAAGAAUCAUAUUCGAUUGUCAUAAAUAGCUCUCAUUCCCUCGGAUCGCUAGGACGCGCCGCGACGUCAUUGAACGAACGAAUCAUUUUCAACGAAGUGACCCAUUCGUCAGCGAGGAUUUGAAGAUCUGCUUCUUUUGAGCCGUUCAAUCGCGAACGACACAUAGUUUCGAUUAGUUAUUUAAGAAAAAAAUAUAAUCGGUUGAUGGGAUCGUCUUUAUAAAAAAAGAAGAAAAAAAGAAGUGGGCGAAAGAGCUUGUCUCUUUAACUGUCAGCUAAAUUUUUUUUUCUGACGUCAAUUGCCAAAGUCAUGAUCAAUUUUGAAAUAGUUUAGCCGUCAAUUUGAACGUCUGGUCGUCGAAUCUAUCGACUGCGCUGGAUAUUUCCAACGAAUUGGAUCAACAUUGAAACGAUUGAGCCAAUGUUUUUUUUAUAUUUUUAAAGAUUUAGGUUUAGGGUAGAGGAUUGGAUACGGGUGUGCACGGUGACGGUGAGUGAACUUCGAGGGCACUGACAUGGCUCGCGACGAAACUUGUUUUAAAUUGAAUCCUGUUAAAAUUGAUUACAACUAGAUCCGUCUUGAGAAACGUGUAUGGCUAAAAAACAAAAUGUUUUAUGAUUAAUUUUCUCGCAUUUGAUUCCGUAAUUAAUCUCAAUAAUUUCAUAACGAAUGUCAGUGUCGCCGAAGGGUUAUUUCGUGCCACAUUCUUGUAUUACCGCUUUAAGUGUUGUCGCGUGGAGGCUUGGGGAUGCGCCGGCGCCGGUCACAGUGCUCAAACAUUCUGCAAACUCACUAUGGCAAUUUAUUUAUUAUUUUAAUAAAGUAUUUUCCAAUUU
This is a messenger RNA of Pieris brassicae (large cabbage white), 3784 nucleotides long. RefSeq names its product elongation of very long chain fatty acids protein AAEL008004. NCBI's taxonomy places the organism in Eukaryota, Metazoa, Arthropoda, Insecta, Lepidoptera, Pieridae. Bases 424 to 1344 code for a protein of 306 amino acids. Gene Ontology annotation, molecular function: fatty acid elongase activity. The record is from RefSeq and is a predicted model, not a curated record. The transcript is spliced from 9 exons. Gene Ontology annotation, biological process: fatty acid elongation, saturated fatty acid; sphingolipid biosynthetic process; fatty acid elongation, polyunsaturated fatty acid. Gene Ontology annotation, cellular component: endoplasmic reticulum membrane.